AUGUAAUAAUUACAUGUAUUAUUCCCCUUUAUUCACAAUCGUGAAUAAUUAAUACGUUAAAAAUAUUUUAGUCUCAUUUGCAUAUAUUUUACUUCCAUUCAACUUUUCAGUUGAAUAUUAUUAAGUAAUUUUAUGCAUUUUUGCAAAAUCACGUAUAUGGCAAACAAUAAUUAUAGACAUACACGAAACUAUAGUGAAUUAAAAAAAAAAGAGAGAGGGGAAAGGAAAAUGUUGUGCAAUGAUUAACGCAAGCUAUAUAUCGUCUUUGUUAUUUCAAUCUUCCGUCAGUUGCGCACGAGCCGUGUCGUGCUUGUGUUUAUUAUAUAUAUACAUAUUGAUAUAGUGAAUUUUUACUGAUAUAGUAUCAAAGCAAUUAAUCUUAAUUGGAAAUAUACAGUGGCAACAGUAUUCAUAUAAGUAAUUAAAAAAUAUUUCUGUUCAUAUAAGUUACUUUUAUGAUCUGACUACAAAUAAAUGUAUCGUAAAUCGAACUCUAAAAUUAUAAUGAUAUCAAAGUUAUUUACUUAUUUAAAAUAUUACAAAAAUAAAAUUUCUAUAAGAAAAUUAACGAUGGAAACUGAACAAGAUCCAUAUUUGAGACAUCUUUUUGAUGGUGAUCCGAUAUUCAACGUUUACAAUAAAGAAGCGAUUAAUAUGUCAGUCGGCGCCCCUGGUCCUGACCUGCUUAAGAAAUGCACAAACAUGCUAUCGAAUGCAACUGUUCAUAGAAUGGAGGAAGAAGAAAAGGAAGGUAAUUUCUAUCUUUUUCAAUAUGGAAUAACAUCAGGAUUAUGGGAAUGUCGUGAAGAGUUGGCCAAAUUUCUAAGCAGGCAAUAUGGUGAUCCAGUUCAAAGAGAAAAUUUAAUUUUGACUUGUGGAGCAACGCACGGUCUUCAACUUUUACUAACAAGUAUUGUGUCACCAAAUGGUAUUAUAUUUGUCGAAGAAGUCACAUAUAUGAUAGCAUUAGAUUCAUUCAAACAAUUUCCAUUGAUGAAAAUUAUCACUGUGCCGAUGAAAAAUGAUGUAGUAGAUCUGGAUGCAUUCGAAAAAAUUAUUUCUGAAGUAAAGAAAAAUGAAUAUUAUCUAGAUAAUGCAAAAAUAUUCUGGGCAAUGUUUUAUACCAUACCGACUUAUCAUAAUCCCACAGGAAUGGUUCUACCUCCUGACAGUUGCAAACGUUUAGUUGAAAUAGCUCGAAAUAAUUCUAUGCUGAUUGUUGCUGAGGAUGUUUAUAAUUUAUUACAUUAUGAAAACGGAUUCCCACCUCAUCGAUUAUUUUUCUACGAUAAUCCAGAAGAUCCUAACUAUAAAGGUGGUAACAUUUUAUCAAAUGGAUCCUUUUCUAAAAUACUAUCGCCUGCAAUCCGAUUUGGAUGGAUAGAAGGCAGUCCACGAAUGGUUCAUAUCUUUAAAACUUCAGGUAUAUUGUGUAGUGGUGGAGCUACCAAUCACUAUAUCUCCGGCUUAAUAACCAGUUUAUUACAGGGAAAGAUUGAAGAUGAAUACCUGAACUUUCUUGUUAAGACAUACAAGGAAAGAUUAAAUACACUUUGUGAAACUUUGGAUCGUUAUCUCCCAAGUUGUUGUUCCUAUCGUCGACCAAAAGGAGGUUACUUCGUUUGGAUUCAUCUUCCGCAAAAUGUCGAUGGUACGGAUUUCAUUAACUGGUGUCAAAAAGAAUAUAAAGUCUCAGCAAUACCAGGUGUAAGGUUCUCAUAUAAUGGUACAGUUAAAAACUUUUUAAGACUUAGCAUUGCUUUUCAUCCGAAAGAAACAUUAAUAAAAGGUUCAACGAUUUUGUGCAAAGCACUCUUGCAUUACGUAAGAAAUCACGUCAAUAAUGAUAGCACUAAGAAUAAAACAAUUAAUUUGUAAAAGAAAUGUUAAACUUAUUUACUAAAUAAUAAUUUAUAAUAUAAAUAAAAUUAUUGU
Molecule: messenger RNA, 1935 nt
Organism: Polistes canadensis
Lineage: Eukaryota; Metazoa; Arthropoda; Insecta; Hymenoptera; Vespidae
Product: 2-aminoadipate transaminase
Exons: 8
Coding region: 475-1878 (467 amino acids)
Biological process (GO): biosynthetic process
Molecular function (GO): pyridoxal phosphate binding; L-2-aminoadipate:2-oxoglutarate transaminase activity
Source: RefSeq, a predicted model, not a curated record